Plasmodium relictum is the source of this 1155-nucleotide messenger RNA. RefSeq names its product transcription elongation factor s-II, putative. Gene Ontology annotation, molecular function: nucleic acid binding; zinc ion binding. The record is from RefSeq and is a predicted model, not a curated record. The transcript has a single exon. The coding region runs from base 1 to 1155 and encodes 384 amino acids. Gene Ontology annotation, biological process: DNA-templated transcription. Lineage: Eukaryota; Apicomplexa; Aconoidasida; Haemosporida; Plasmodiidae. Gene Ontology annotation, cellular component: nucleus.
AUGAGCGAAUCAGAAAAUAUUACAUACAUUAAAAAUAUUCAAGGAAGAUUGAAAGAUAAGGAAAGUAAAUUAGCAAAUACUAAUGAAGAUGAUAUAGAUUCUAAUCUUAUAAAAGAAAUUAAUGAAGAUUUAAAUUUAUUAAAAAACGUAAAGAUAAAUAAAGAUAUUUUGAAAUCAACGAAAAUAGGAAUAACUGUUAAUAAAUUUACAAAAAUAAAUAAUGAAGUUAUACAGAAUAUAUCAAAAGAUCUUGUAGAAAAAUGGAAAAAUAUAGCUUUGAAUGAAAAAAUUUCUACCAUUAAAAGUGCACAAAGCAUAAAAAAAAGAAAAUCUGAAAUAGGUGAAAGUGUUGAUGCUGGGUCAGAUGAAUGUGAAUUAAAAAAAGUAAAAAUUCAGAACAAUUCAAAUGUAAAUGAUUCAUUAGAUAUUUUAAAAGAUAGUAAUGAAGAAAAGCAAAAUAAAUAUAAAAAUAAUGUAGAAAAACAGAUUAAUGAAAUUAAUGAGAAUAAUGUUUAUGAGAAAAAUGAUAACAUUAAUAUUAAUAACGAUAAAAAUAUUAAAGAUUUUAAAAUCAAUGAUCUAAAAGUACUUAACGAAUGGAAUUAUGAUGGAAAAUUGCACAAUGAUGUUCAUAGAGAUAAAGCAAAACAAUUUUUAUUCAAAGCAUUUCUAACAGGAUCAAAUAAUAAUUUGCUAUAUACUAUAGACAGAAUAAAGUUAAAUGAGGUAGUUUAUGAUAUAGAAAAUGAGUUACAUAAAUAUUAUGUUCAAAAAAGAAAUUCACAGAGAGAAUAUAAUAUGCAGUUAAAAUCAAUUAAAUUUAAUUUAAGUGAUAAAAAAAAUCCUAAUUUUAAUGAAAAAAUAUAUAAAGGAUUUAUAUCACCAAAAGAUUUAGUAACAAUGAAUUCUCAAGAAAUGGCUAGUGAUGAGAAGAAAAAUGAAAGAGAAAAAUGCUUACAAGAAAGUUUGAUAGCUUGCCAAUCUGAUUGGGACGUUAAAAAUAUUCUUUUAAAAAAAUCCAGAAAAGGAGAAUUUCAGUGUUAUAAAUGUAAAGGUUAUGAUACUAUAUAUCACCAAUUACAAACUAGAAGUAGUGACGAGCCAAUGACUACCUUCGUAACUUGUUUAAAGUGUAAUAACAGAUGGAAAUUUUAA